AGGUACAUGUAGUGGGCGUCUUGUCAGUUUUAUUCCAAGACAAGAGUAAUUCACUGAACAAGGAACAAAUCAGUCCAGAGAAUAGGAAUAAUGAUUUGAAUUAAUUAUUUAUAGUGUAACAUCAUGAUUGCCAAUGAGUGAUGGAUGACCGUCCAGAAACAUAGACAUGUAGUUAUCAUUUUAUAGUUAUUCGUCACUGUACGACAAACAAGGUUAAAGUAUUGUCCGCCUUGGGAUUUCCGACACACUACAAUGGGAAGAAAAUAUCAGUUUCUAAUAUGAAAAUUCAAUUCUGAAAAAUGACGAAUUUUGAAUGUGGAUAAGAUAUAUACUUUACCCGUAUUUAAAGUGAAUAUUUUCGUAUUUUCAUAUGAUUCAGACUUGUUAUGGCCACUAAGUGGACAUUAGUAGUGGUGUUUACAAUAUUAACUAUUGAUAUCACAUAUUCCCGCCAUCUUUCUCAUUUACGAAGGACUCAAAACGGAAAUGCUAAUUCUCUUGAUUCUAGGAGUAGAACCAAUUCAAAUGGGAACUCUCGGAGAGGGAAUAUAAUUUCACAGAAUGCAAGACCAGAAACAACAGGAACAACACGAUCGACUCAAAGCGAUUCUCGCCGUAAUAGUAUUCGAAACAGUAUUUCGGCAGCUGAACGACAAGCCACGCGGCCAGUUCCAAAAAGAGAUGUUGAUAAGACAAUGGAUGGUUUGGGAUCUAUUGGAAAUAUGUUGCCUUCGCCGAUAAACCAGUUCAUUAAAGAUCUUCGAUCGAACAUGCCAAAUUUAAGUGUUGGCAUUGGUGCGAGUUUUGGCAAGCGAGGACAGACAAGAGAGCCCGAACGGCAAAGUAGGAGACAACAAAAUUUCGAUAGGCGUCAAGAUUUAAGUGAAAGGCGACCUAGAAAGACAAUGAACAGUUUAAGAUCUAGGACACCAGAUCCACUUAUAGAUCUUAGAGACCCGUUUCCGGUUGAGAAUAGAAAUACAAGACAGUUUAUUGAUAAAGUAGAGCCUCGAUUUGACAAUAAUAGGAAUCGAUUACCUGACUUUACAAGUGGAUUUGGUUUAGAUAAUCAACAAAGUGAUCCAUGGACACAAUCUGGAAAUUUUAUGGACAGAUUUGCUCCGGAACCGACAUUUCUGUUAUCCGGAGGAAAACAACCAGCCGCGCCAUCAUCAAUAUCAUCUCCAACAAAUUCAAAUUCACUGAACAGAAUAACACAAGAUCAGAGUCUAAAUUCUAAUAGAGGAAUGUUACCGAAUAAUAAUAAUCAGUUAGUGGCAUCUCCAAAUGUAAUGACUAACAAUCAAGGUCAAGGUAAUCAGGGAGUACGACAAGGUCAAGUGGUGACAGGUCAAAAUGCAAUGACAAAUAAUCAGGUUCAAGGUAAUCAGGGUCAACUGGUGACAGGUCAAAACACAAUGACAAAUAAUCAAGGUCAAGGUAAUCAGGAGAUACUACAAGGUCAAGUGGUUUCAGGUCAAAAUGCAAUGACAAAUAAUAUGCAAAUGCAAGGAAUGAUGACGAACAAUAGAAAUAAUUUACUUCAAGGUCAAAACUUGAUAAAUAACAUGCCACAACAAACUGCAGGACAAACUCUCAGUCAGGGUUCAAAUCUACAAGGUAGCACGCAAAAUAUGAAUCAGAUGGUUAACCAACAAAAUCAAGUCCCAAUGGUGCAGAACUCACCCGUUAAUCAGAUGGUGUCACAGCAGAACCAAAACAAUUUACCCGGAAUGCAACAGCAGCAAUUACAAAGUCAAAGUAAUGUAUUAACACCAUCACAGAAUAACAUGAAUAUGGCCUCACCUGUAAAUACUAUUCUUAGUCAAGGACAGAUUCAACAAAAUAGUGGCGGGCAAAUAGUUACCGGUCUAAAUGCGCAGAAUCUGAAUCAGAUUCAGGGUCAAAACACAAUCCAGAGCAAUAACCAAUUACAACAGGGACAAUUGCAGCAACAGCAGAAUCAACAGGCUAAUAAUCAAAACCAAGAUCAAAACCAACAAACAACGUUACUUACAUCCCUUCUGCAACAAUUACUUGUUCAACUUAACGACGGACAGAGUGGUAGUAAUACUAUUAAUUCAGUGCCACGUAAAACUCUCAACCUGCAACCAACCAUGAAUCAACUACCGAACAGAGGACAGUCGAUGUCUAAUAGUCCAGUACUUGGACAGAAUGUACUACAAUCUAACAUUUUACCAAAUCAGCAAAUGAGUCUGACACAAAAUCAACAACAGAACAAUCAACAAAACACUCAGACCUUAAUUCAACAACUUUUACAACAGAACCAACAGAAAACACAACAGUCUUUACAGCAACAACUAAUACAACCAUCAUUGCAACAGCAGUUGAUACAACCACCGUUGCAACAACAAUUGCAGCAGCAACAGCUACAACAACAACUUCAGCAACAAUUACAACAACAACAACUGCAAAAUCAACUGCAACAACAAUUGCAACAACAAAAACUACAAGAAAAAUUGCAACAACAACUCCAACAACAAAAAGUACAAGAAAAACUGCAGCAACAACUGAAACAACAAAAAUUACAAGAACAACUGCAACAACAACUGCAACAGCAAAAACUACAAGAAAAACUGCAGCAACAAUUGCAACAACAAAAUCUACAACAACAGCAACAGCAACAACAGCAGAUUAUUCAGCAAAAUAAUUUACUUCUCGGACUGAAUGCCAAAAACAAUGUUCAACCUUUACAACAACAACAACAACAACAACAAGCUAUUUUAAAUAAUCAACAAGUUGUUGGUCAGAAUGCUCAAUCUCAAAGCAAUUCAAUCUUACAAGCCUUGCUUGGCAUACAAGGUUCACCCCCAAUGACAAGUAUGCCUGCGAGUACACAAAGACAACACCAAUCUAACACAAACAGUGUUAUACCUGGAAACAAUAAUCUGAUUGGAAAUACUGGGACUCUCCAAGCCAAUCCAGUAACAAAUAAUUUGCUUCAGCAGCUCGGAUUAAACGGAAAUAAUCUUAAUCAAUUAAAUCAAUUAAAUCAAGGAACAAAUAUAGUGUCUAAUACUGUAACAAAACAACAAACUCUACCACAACAACAAAUAGUACAACAACAAACUCUACCUCAACCGACACCAGCUACGCCUUUUCAAGGAAAUCAAGCAACCAUUAAUUUACUUAAACAGCUUGGAUUGACCAGUAAUCUUCAGCUUACUAACCUGUUAAACCAAGGAACACAACAAAAACAGACGCUUAAUACAAACCAACAAGUUCUACCAUCAGUUCAACAAUCACAGGCUGUGUCCACAAACCAGCAAAUUCAACCAUCAAUUCAACAAACACAGGCUGUACCUACAAACCAGAUAAUGCAACCAGUAAACCAGCUAAUGCAACAAUCGAACCAGCAGACACAGGCUGUGUCCACAAACCAGCAGCCCCUGGCUGUGUCUACAAACCAGCAAACGCAACCAUUAAACCUUCAAUUGCAACAAUUGAACCAGCAAAUGGAACAAUUAAAACAGCAAAUUCAACAAGCAAAUCAACAAACACAAGCCGAAUCUACCAACCAGCAAAUGCAACCAGUAAACCAGCAAAUACAACCAUUGAACCAACAAACACAGGUCGUGACAACAAACCAGCAGCAAAUACAACCAGUAAAACAACAAACACAGACCGUACCACAAAAUCAGCAAAUGCAACCAUCGAACCCACUUACACAAGCCGUAUCUACAAACCAGCAAAUCCAACAAGUAAACCAACAGAUGCUACCAUUGAAUCAGACCUUAUCUACAAACCCACCAAAUCCCAUGGAAGCAUUGGUUAGUCAACAACUUUUAGCACGAAUUCUCGGUCAACAAGGAAUAGGAACAAUGGUCAUACCUACUCUAAACCCUAUUCCACCAAUGGCAGCAGGGGAAAUAGAAAUAGCUCCACCAAUCACGUUGCCUACGACUGUCAGUCCGUUAAGCAUAAUAAACAAAACAUCACAAGGGUUCGAUUUACCCUUACAGAGACAACAACAAGAUCAACAGCUCAUUUUAGCCAAUAACCUCCCUUUAGAGGUUUCGGGUAACUUUAGUCUUUCUCCCGCCGAGACAGGAGUUACCCAGGCAAAAACUUCAUUUAUGCAGGAUUCGACUGUAGCAUCUACAACUGUAGCAUCUACAACUGUAACAACAAAAGACAACUUAGUAAUAAGACUAAAUCAAACAUCAAAAGGUAUUCGAUUAAUUCCAGACGGAAGGGGUGGGGUACGAAUAAUCAAUUUAAGAGCGGCAGUGAGUACAGAGACACCAUGGAUAGAAAGCGGGACAAGUAAUUCAACAGUCUUAACUGAGGCCGAACCCCUUCACAGAUUGGCAUUGCUUAAUCCCACCAACGAAACCUUACGGAAAUUAGAAAUAACAGAUAGACUUAACACUACCGAUAUACCGGAAGAAAUAGAACUCCCAAAUGGUACAAGCCUAGAUGGACCAGGUCCAACUCCGGCUAUGAAUUCAGUAUAUAGAGGUAAACCUACUACCCUAACACCUACAGUAUCAGUUACCAUAAAACCUACAACACCUACUACCAUAAAACCUGCAGCACCCACUACUGUUGAACCGGAAGAAACAACAAUUCCAAUAGACUUUAGCGAAUAUGAUAUUGAACCUGAGGAAGGGAUGUCUACCACUAGUAGCGAGGUCGAACCGACUACUACUAGUACCACAAUUGCACUGAAAGCAACAACGCGUUUAAAUAAUUCAACAUCUACCUCAGUGGGACCUACAUCUGUUAUUACAGUGAAACCUAAAACCAUAACAACUACUACAGCGACAAUUGUAACAGUAAAACCUACUACUAUAGAAAGAACAACACCCAAACCAACAACCAUAAUUAAAACAACGGUUCGACCAACUACCAUAAAAACAGUAACGAUUCGACCAACAACUUUAAAACCACCAACAACGCAAUUCAUACCAAUAACUACUCCACAAACAUUUAUACAAUCUGCGUUGGGUUGGUUGUCUCCCUUCUCUACUACACCUGCAUCUGACAUUAUAGCAUAUGGUGGUUUCUUAAACAUGGUGGAUCCAUAUAUGCAAACAAAGGCACACGAGCCUGCUUUAUACGAUAUUUUGAAUGAAGUUAUGCUAGGUAAAUUAAAAGGAAUGAAAUGAUGUUGUCACGUGCCAAUUCGUCGGGGUAACAACCAGCUGAAAGUGGAAUAAUACAUUUUUAAUGAGUAUAUAAUAUGAAAGAACAUUAAAUACGUAAUACCUAAAUUUUUAAAUUAGUAAUGUAUUCAUCUAUAGGUACUGUAACCCGAAUAAUACAUUCGUUAAUUCCGCACUCGUCACUUCUCGGUCGAUACCGUUACUAGCGGAUUCAUCCGAGGAUUGCCGAUUGGUUAAUUCAACUGCUCUACGAUGGUACAAGUUGGAGAGUCAAAAACGGAGAGGGACUGAAUUAUUCGGGUUAUUAGGAAAAGUGAAUUUAUAUGAUAGAAUAAUGAAAGUAUACAACGUGACUAGUGCAGUUUAUUUAUAUGUAAAUAUCUGUUAUAAGAUACUAGUAGAUAAUGUGGUUCAAGCAGUAGUAGAUGUCAUCAAUCAGUCUUAAUAAAAAU
This is a messenger RNA of Mytilus trossulus (common blue mussel), 5581 nucleotides long. Its product is annotated as putative mediator of RNA polymerase II transcription subunit 26. The record is from RefSeq and is a predicted model, not a curated record. Bases 387 to 5132 code for a protein of 1581 amino acids. The transcript has 2 exons. Lineage: Eukaryota; Metazoa; Mollusca; Bivalvia; Mytilida; Mytilidae.